AGUCGAAGGUGGAAAAAAUAAUAUCCUUUGCCAACGCGUCUCCAUGCUAAGAUUCUUAGUCAAGUCCACGCUACACGCGGACCUGGCAAAAUUGCUGGGGAGGAUUAGAAACCCACCCUUGAAAUAAUAAACCCAAUCUAGUUUUUACAGCAACUCAGUCAGCACAAGAGUUUGCGGACCUAGGAGCAAAAACAAGGGAAGCUAAAGGAUUGCUAACCCAAUCUAUAUACAUUCUAUCUGCGAGAUUUAGAAAGGCAGGAUAACACAAAGAAUAUGGCUUUUUCUACGUUUCUUUUCUUUCUUUGUCCUCUUGCCAUUCAUUUCUUGGCUCUCACUUUAGCUCAGCCUCUGCCUAAAAUGUUAUACUACAAUUGCACUGCAGACAAGGGUAUCUACUCCACUAACAGUACCUACCAAGCAAACCUCAAUCGCCUCCUCACUUCCAUCUACACCAACACUGAAAUAGAAAACGGGUUCUACAAUUUCUCGUAUGGACAAGAUCCUGACGUUGUUAAUGCUAUUGCUCUCUGUAGGCCAGACAUUACUCCUCAAGCUUGCCGUGCCUGUAUAAAAAAUGCCAGUAAUUCCCUCCUCACGCUCUGUCCAAACUUUAAGGAGGCCAUUGGAGGGCAAGAUGUUGGAGUGCAAGAGCAAGAUUAUUGUAUGGUGCGCUACGCAAACCGCUUCAUUUUCAGACUAAUGGAAAAGGUACCCUACUUUUUUGUGUAUAGACUGAUUAAUGUCUCCGACGUAAGCGGGUUCAAUCGGUCAAGGUCGACCUUGUUAGACAGCCUACGGGACAAAGCUGCAAAUUCUCCUUACAAGUACGCAAUGGACCAAAUUGCUGCCCCUGACUUUCAAACCAUAUAUGCACUUGUACAGUGCACCCCUGAUUUAACCGAGUCUGAAUGCAGAGAUUGCCUGUAUUAUGCUUCAGGACUUAUUCCACUGUGUUGUGAGGUUAGAAGUGGAGGAAGAGUUAUCGUACCAAGCUGUAAUUUCAGAUAUGAGACAGACCGUUUCUACACUCCUAAGAAUAUUCCGCCCCCAUCACCUCCACCUCCAGGAUCAACUUCAACAGGAAGGAAGAGAAAAGAAUCACGUACUGUCAUCAUUGUAGUUGUCGCAAUAGCAAUUUCUGCAAUUCUUACAAUUUGCCUUUUCAUCUUCUAUAAAGCAAGGAACAGAAAGGAAGAAUUCAAAGCUAUAGAUGAUUAUGAAAUUGGAGAUGCGGAAUCCUUGCAAUUUGACUUUGGCACUGUGAGAACAGCAACAAAUGACUUCUCAGAAGCUAAUAAGCUUGGACAGGGUGGAUUUGGGGCUGUGUACAAGGGUAGGCUUCCCAAUGGACAAGUUAUAGCUGUGAAGAGGUUGUCCAGGGAAUCAGCACAGGGAGAACUAGAAUUUAAGAAUGAGGUCAUAUUGGUGGCCAAGCUUCAGCACAAGAAUUUGGUUAGACUACUGGGUUUCUGCUUUGAAAGGGAAGAAAGGCUUCUUGUCUAUGAGUUUGUGCCUAACUCCAGCCUCAACAACUUCAUAUUUGACCCAGUCAAGAGAGCACAUUUGGAUUGGGAGACACGCUACAAAAUUAUCUCAGGCAUUGCUCGAGGUCUUCUUUACCUUCAUGAAGAUUCUCGACUUCGGAUUAUUCACCGUGAUCUCAAAGCUGGUAACAUUUUAUUAGAUGAAGAGAUGAAUGCAAAGAUCGCAGAUUUUGGCAUGGCAAGAUUAUUUGCAAUAGAUCAAACGCAAGAACAAACAAGUAGAGUUGUGGGGACCUUCGGAUAUAUGGCUCCAGAGUAUGUAACCCAUGGACGCUUCUCUGUCAAGUCAGAUGUUUUUAGCUUUGGUGUCUUAGUUUUGGAAAUUGCAAGCGGCCAAAAGAACAGUGGCGUUGGUAUUGGAGAGGAUGAAGAGGACCUUCUAACAUAUAGUUGGAGAAAUUGGAAUGACGGAACAGCUUUAAAUUUGAUAGAUCCCACCCUGACAGUUGGAUCGAGAAGUGAGAUGAUGAGAUGCAUCCACAUUGGAUUACUUUGUGUUCAAGAACAUGAAGCUAAUCGACCAACAAUGGCUCAAGUUGUUACCAUGCUCAGUACCUACUCUAUUACUCUACCAGUUCCCUCAAAACCUGCAUUUUUUAUGCACAGUGAAUUAAGGAUAGAGGCAUCAUCGUCAAGAGAUUCAACUUCAAGGUUAAAUGAAGGCGUCCAGCAGUCCAUAAACGAAGUUUCGAACUCCGAGCUGUACCCUCGAUAGUGUUUUGAGGAAGGUUAAAAUCAUUAAGCAUGUUCCUGCAGGCUGCAGCAACAGGACCUAGUUGCCUCCAAAUUUUAACAUGCAUACUUUCUUUUUUUUUUUUUGGGAUGUGUAGUUCUCCAAGUGUGUUCGAGUAGGAUCUUAAUUAGACUUUUGAACUGUAUCUUACCUGGAUACAAGUUGAACUGCAAUAACUAAUAUCAGUUUCCGUUUGUCUUGUGAAAAUAAAAAAGUCCAUGGAAAAUAAGUUAGUUUUUA
Hevea brasiliensis (rubber tree) is the source of this 2517-nucleotide messenger RNA. Its product is annotated as cysteine-rich receptor-like protein kinase 44. Bases 274 to 2259 code for a protein of 661 amino acids. Gene Ontology annotation, molecular function: protein kinase activity; ATP binding. The transcript has 7 exons. NCBI's taxonomy places the organism in Eukaryota, Viridiplantae, Streptophyta, Magnoliopsida, Malpighiales, Euphorbiaceae. Gene Ontology annotation, biological process: protein phosphorylation. The record is from RefSeq and is a predicted model, not a curated record.